GAUAUUUAAUGAAGCUUCCACUAUAUAUAUAGUUAGCAAGGUUGCAACCGCCUUAAACAACAUAUUGUAAAAGUUAUAGUUGUAAUCUUUAACGAUGGAUUCAAGAUUCGUCCAUAGCAAUCCUUUCUCGAGGUGUAAUGGUAAAAGUGAAAAUAAUGGCGAUGGAGAGGAUAGUAGUAAAUAUCCUUAUGUGAGUGCUCUAUGCAUGAACGGUGGUGAUGGAGAUAAGAGUUACUCCGCCAAUUCUCUUAUUACGAGAAGAGUUUUAUCAAUGACCAAGCCGGUCUUGGUUAAAAACACAAAGGAAAUGUUCGCAAACCUGGACUUUCCUGAAUCUGUCAAAGUCGCAGAUUUUGGGUGUUCGUCGGGACAAAACACGUUUCUAGUGAUGUCCGAGAUUGUCGAUGCAAUCAAUUUUCUAUGUCAAGAACGAAACCAAAAACAGCCAGAGAUAGAAUGUUGUUUGAAUGAUCUCCCUAGUAACGAUUUCAACGCAGUUUUCAAGCUCAUAGCUCUCUUCAAGAAAAAAGUGACAAGUGAAGGAUCGUGCUUCAUAUCUGGAGUCCCUGGUUCUUUUUACUCUAGGCUUUUCCCUCGCAAUUCUCUCCAUUUGGUACAUUCAGUUUACAGUAUUCAUUUCCUCUCUAAGGUUCCGGACAGACUCGAGAAGAACAACAUGAAUGUGUACAUAACAGCUUCAAGUCCUCUAAGUAACUACAUUGCUUACUUGAAUCAAUUCCAAAGAGAUUUCUCAACAUUUCUGAAAGUGCGGUCGGAAGAGAUGGUUUCUAAUGGACGAGUGAUUCUUACAAUCAUGGGCAGAAACACUAUUGAUGAUCCAUUGUAUAGGGAUUGUUGUCAUUGCUGGACAUUAUUAUCCAACUCUCUCCGUGACUUAGUCUUGGAGGGUCUUCUGAGUGCAUCAAAAGUGAAUUCGUUCAAAAUCCCUUUUUAUGAUCCGACCAAGGAAGAAGUUAAGGAGAUAAUAAGAGAAGAAGGAUCCUUCCAAAUAAACGACUUGGAGACACAUGGAUUUGAUCUCGGCCACAGUUACGAGGAUUGUGUCUCACAAUCAGGUAGAGAAGGACAAAAAGAAGCUGGUUGUAUAAGAGCAGUGACAGAAUCAAUGCUCGUAGCUCACUUUGGAGAUUCCAUCAAUAUCGACACACUGUUUAGCAAGUAUGCGCAUCAUGCGUCUCAGCAUGCUAGCUGCAAGAUCAAAACUACUGUAACUCUAGUCGUUUCAUUGAUUCGGAAAUAACUCUAGUUCUUACUCUCAUUGUUAGGAUUCAAAUAGGGUAUUUUGAAUUUUCAUAUUUUCAGGU
Messenger RNA from Brassica napus (rape), 1325 nucleotides. Its product is annotated as salicylate/benzoate carboxyl methyltransferase-like. Bases 95 to 1261 code for a protein of 388 amino acids. The transcript is spliced from 5 exons. Lineage: Eukaryota; Viridiplantae; Streptophyta; Magnoliopsida; Brassicales; Brassicaceae. The record is from RefSeq and is a predicted model, not a curated record. Gene Ontology annotation, molecular function: S-adenosylmethionine-dependent methyltransferase activity. Gene Ontology annotation, biological process: methylation.